AUGCUGGUGACCUAUUUGGAAGCCAGCCAGGACCUUUGCGAGAUGGACUCAAUUCUUUUUGAGGCCGCAUUGGCAGUCUGCCGUAUUAUAGGCGCCAAUGUUUCUACGGUUGGACGCGCUAUUAGACAAAGUAGCGCUAUCCCAGCCUGGAUAAUAAGAAUUAGGGAACGUAUCGCAAAGGCUAGGGAUCUCAUCGGCCGAAUGAUAUGCUUCAGGUCAGGCAAUAACAGGCCAACGAUUAUGUGCAGCGUCAUGAUGGUGUUUGCUCGGAUAAGUGAAUGCUCGGUGUUUGUAUUUGAUAAGCGCAUUGCUGAGAAGCUGUAUAAGCCAAAGCGCAAGGAGAGCAUGCUUGAGCGUAUUAGGUAUUGUGUCAUUCAGCUCGAGAAAAUGCGAAAUCCAAGAAUGCUUCAAAUUAUUCACUCCUUAGAAGAGGGUACUCAUACAAUUGCAUUCGCAUCCGAGUCAGUGCUAGCGAGCCUGCAUAACAUUUUAUCUUGGCACGAGUCAAACCCAGUGCUGCCGGGCGGACAAGCACCGGUUAUGCCUUAUCCAAUAUCGCUGGGUCCGCCAAGUUCUCAGUACCAACUUCAGCAAGCGCCACCUCAGCGCCCACCAUUCGCUAAGGAGUACUAUUUUAUUGAUAUCGAGUUGCGCUAUGGAUUGCUACAGAUAAUAGAAGCACUGCAUUUCUUGCACUACACCGCUCACCAGGUACACCGUAACGUGUGCCCUCAAGUGAUAAUAGUCACAAAGCGUGGCACGUGGAAGUUAUUUGGACUGGAAUUUGUCGAGGACAUCAUCAGCUCAGACCCCAUAGAAAUGAUAGCAGUGCCACCGUGGUCGAUUAAGGUUGCUAAGCUCUGCCAACCAAAUCUUGACUUUCUCGCUCCCGAAGUGCAAACCAACGGGCAGUGUAACAUACUCUCAGAUAUGUUCUCUUUGGGCUUGGUAAUCUGUGCCGUCUUCAACAGCGGCAAACCGCUCCUACAGGCCAAUAAUAAUCCGAUACUCUAUAUGAAGCAAAUAGAAUACCUGGAUCAGCAAGUGAACGCCGUGCUGCCGCGAGUGCCGUGCGCUCUUCAAGAAGCCGUGCAACGUCUCCUAUCCCGGGAUCCACACCCUCGGCCGUCUACUCAACUGCUACCUUUGAUAAAAUACUUCAAAUGCCAGAGUGAACCAGCUAUCCAGGCAAUGCAGUUUUUGGACGUGAUAACUAUGAAGGAUCCCAAUCAAAAAACAAACUUUUAUCGAGUUGUUCUUAUCGAUGCGUUGCCGUAUAUACCAAAGAAAUUACGCUGGCAGCACGUGUGGCCGGCACUACAACUGGAGGUCAGGACUGCCGAAGUCCUCUCUGCCGUACUGCAACCAAUUGUCUGGUUAACUAACGAAGCAACUCCAGACGAAUUUUCCCAAUACGUUUUGCCAACUCUGAAUUAUAUCCGCAGGAAUCUUAUGAGUUCCCCGAAGAGCGUUCAGGCGUCCGUCACAAUUUUAGAGAAUUUACAUAUCAUAAUAAAGAAAUGCCAAGGCGAUGAAGCCCAAACCGAUAUAAUGCCGCUGCUAUUUGCCGCGUUGGAUAACAACACCAACCAAAUUCAGACUGCUUCACUUAUUGCUAUCCAAAACGUGAUUGAUCAUAUUAACGACGAUGCUUUACACAAUAUUAUAUUGGGCAAGGUCAAAAUACUGCUCGAAAAAAAUCAAUGCGAUGUUAAGAUUAUCAGCUUAAUCCUUGGAUUCUAUGAAAAAGUGCUCACCCGCCUCGAACGGAAUCAUAUUCUCGAACUAGUAAUUCCCACUCUGCUGGCCAUGCGACUUAGUGACCCGGACAUUAUAAAUCGGGUUGUCAAACUUUAUAAGUCAAUACUAAUGGAAAGAAAAUUUGGUUUAACGACCAACGUUAUGGCGACAAAGAUGAUUCCUUCUCUUGCUCCUCAAACGGUUAAUCCGGCUUUGAAUGCUGAUCAAUUCACCAACCUUAUGGAGAUAUUAUAUGAUAUGCUGGAUAACAUUGACCAUAACCAACGUUACAAAUUAAAAAUGGAUGGGUUACCAUUGCCAAGCCCUGAACGUCACAGGCCUUUACGCCAUCAAAUGAGCACUGAUAAUAUGAACGCUCCACCAUUCAAUAUCCCCAAUUUACGUGUGGAGCAACGUAAAACCUCUAGUGCUGAAGAUAUGGCCCGCAAGAACUCAGUUGGUGGGCCAAGUGCCACUGGAAGUGUUGGAGCCUUUAAAAGUAAAUUCUCUCUCGGUACUGGCAUUGGUCAAUGGUUCUUUGGUUCAAGCAAUUCUACAAAUAACGACAACAAUUUCUUACGUGUCGGGAGUACUUUUCCCAAUCGCCGUCUCUCUGAUAAUACUCUAAUGACUCCUAAAAUUCGCAUUGCUCCGUCUUGCGCUUCGUCCCCAGGAGGGACUCCAGGAGGUAACUCAGGCUUACCAACACGCCGCCACUCAAGCAUUGGCCCUCAAGAACGCCGUGGUUCAGCCGUUAAUCUAUCACCACCAACCGGAUACCAGUUCAGAGGACGUGGUGGUUCAGGCUCGAGUCUAUCAGUGCCGGCAACGUCACAUUGUGUCGUAAGUGAUGAACGUCUCGUGUACCUGCCUGGCAGUGCGUCGUCGCUGAGCCCUUUAUUGAAUGUCGAUUCGGACUUGCUUAGUAUUCUAUGUGGACUGUCCUCUUCUGCGGUUGCAUCUUCUUCCCAAACAGACAGGGAGAGAUUAUGUGUCAUCGUUCAUACUAUCAUCUCACCCAUACAUUUGCACGAACCUGGAUGGCGUUCUAUCACACGAACUUUGUGCGUCUGA
This is a messenger RNA of Parnassius apollo (apollo), 2814 nucleotides long. NCBI's taxonomy places the organism in Eukaryota, Metazoa, Arthropoda, Insecta, Lepidoptera, Papilionidae. The record is from the annotation of a GenBank genome assembly.